AUGGGCUUCGAGACCCCGGAAGAAGGCUGCCUGGCCAAUAUCAAGAUCCAGGAGGGCACCAAGGACGCCCCGAUGGGAAACUUGCUGUGCAUCAUCGUGGAGAGCAAGGACGAGGUGGCCCGCUUUUGCCGACUACAAGCCAGCGGAGGGCGUCGCUGCUGCCACCCCGUCGACUUCCUCCAAGAAAGACAAGCAGCCGAAGCAGGCCGAGCCCGCAAAGCCGCAAGUUCAGAAAGUGACCCCGCAGCGAGCCGCGGCCUCUUUCGCUCCGUCUGGCGGCCGCUUCUCCGCCACCCCGUUCGCCCGCAAGAUCGCCGACGACUGGACCUGAAGAGCGUGUCGAGCUCGGGCCACGGCGGGCGCAUCCUGGCCGCGGACCUCUCGUCGGCUUCUCCAGCUCCGGCUGACGGCACCCCACAACAACCAGCGUCGGCGAUCGGCGGUUCCGGCAACUCCACCAAAAACACGCUCUCCAACAUGCGCAUGACGAUCGCGAAACGCCUGGCCGAGUCGAAGUCGACGAUUCUGCACUACUACAGCAGCUCGGAGAUCAACAUUGACAACGUGCUACAGGUUCGCGAGAAGCUGAACACGCUGCUGGCCAAGGGCGCCGUCGGCCGGCGAGCCCACCAAGCUCUCCAUCAACGAUUUUAUCAUCAAGGCCAUCAUCAUCAUCUCAUCGUCGUCGUCGUCCAUCUGACUGGAAUAGAAGACGUUUCUUCCUGCAAGAAUCAGAAGAAAGCAGCCAAUGAGGUAAAUUCCGAUGUUAUGAAGAUGACCAUCUGGAGU
Messenger RNA from Mesorhabditis spiculigera, 789 nucleotides. The record is from the annotation of a GenBank genome assembly. NCBI's taxonomy places the organism in Eukaryota, Metazoa, Nematoda, Chromadorea, Rhabditida, Rhabditidae.